GGGAGAAAAAAAUUUAAAUUCAAUCUGAAGGAACAGUUAGUUGGUGAAAGUGUAACUGGCAGAGAGUUGGUAGACUCGUCGGUGAUAGUACAGCUGAGGGGGUGCAGACGUUCAAAUAGCGAGAGAGGGAGAAGCGGCGCAGACAUUCAAUUUUGUGGGAGAGUGGACAGUUGAUAGAGUGAGGGGUUUAUUUCUUUACCCAUCUCUCCGCUUGUGUGUAGAAGUUUCAGUGACCUGGUGUCCGCUUCCCAGGAAGAGUUUGGCAGUUGUCUGUUGUUACUCAACAGACACCUGGACUUUGCUUGGAUCCCUCACGAUAUAGAGAAAACGGGCUUCAACACACGAGUGUCCCAGUGAUCGACGGGUUUCAGGUGUUUGCUGUUUCCUUCCGCAGCCCCAGAGUCUCGACUUCAUUCGGGGUCUGCUCGCUGCAUUUCACGGGGCCCUGCUUGAAGCGAGGGGGACUCCUGGGAACGACCCGCUGCACGGAAAGCCGAGGCAAAAGAACAGGGAGAAAGAACCAAGACAUUGAGUAAGGACGAACAUCAGCCCAGAGCUUGAGGUGUCCAUUUGAAUGGACAGACUCCCCUAGCUUUCCUGUGCACUCUGAGCAGCCAUGGCGUCUGCACUGUUUAACGUUAACAUCAUGGACACUGGCCAGGAGGCUGUUGAUGUGAACCACUGUGACCUGGAGUUGGAAAGAAAAUAUCAACUCAUUCCAUCCAUUAUCUGUGCUAUGUGCUGCCUUUUUGGGAUCAUCUACUGCUUCUUCGGUUAUCGCUGUUUCAAGGCUGUCAUGUUCCUCUGUGGGCUGAUGUUUGGUUCCAUCAUCAUUUUCCUGUUGUGUUACAAGGAGCGUGUUCUGGACAUUCAGCUGAGCGUGGAGGCCAGUGCAGGCAUUGGUCUCGGCAUUGGAAUCCUGUGCGGACUGGUCACCAUGCUUGUCCGCAGUGUUGGCCUCUUCAUGAUUGGCCUCAUACUUGGCCUUCUGGUAGCAAUUGUCACCCUUAUCGUGAUGGAACAGUUCUAUCACCCACACACCAUCUGGAUUCCAGUGGGGCUUCUCAUUGGCCUUGGAAUGCUGUUUGCUGUCCUAACUUUACAAUGGCAAAAGCUUUUCACCAUUAUCUCCACUGCAGUCUUUGGUGGUGUCAUCAUUACGCUGACUGUGGACUAUUUCAUUGAGCUGUUUCUGUUGGUACAGUAUGUCUACGAGAGGCUUAAGAUUGCUCCCUCACUGCCCAUUUGUUGGUACAGUUGGGUAAUCCUUGGAAUCUGGCCUGUGAUGAGUAUGUUGGGAAUCUUGGUCCAGUGGAAACUAACAGCAGAGGGCUACUCGCAUACUGAAGUUAUCAUCAGUAAACGACAAAAGCGUGUGCAGUUGAUGAGAAUACGACAGAAAGAAGCUAAGAAGCGACGCAGAGUUUCUCAGGCGGAGGGCACGUAUCGCAGGAAGCCAUACCCAGUCAAGCGCUACGCUGGAGACAUCCUUUCACCGAGCUACAUCCAGAGUAUCCGGGAUCGGCAGACAGGAACAUCCAUGAGCAGUCUGAACACAAAUAUUCACACCAUCGUGGAUCUGGAUUAUGACUGUGGAUCGACAGUCCCACUCACAGCCACAACCCCCGUCGUCACAGCGUGAGCUAGGCACUAUUACACAGCAAGUGCUGCUCAAGGCUGUUAGUGAACAGCCGGUUUAUAUAGAUCCUACCAGGUGACUAGUAUUUAAUAUGUGGCAUUCUACUCUGAAGUCUCCGCACACCAUGAACUGUUUGCAUGUCUCCCUCUCUGAAUCACAGUUCCAGCAACUAUGAAACAGUGCAUCUUUCUUUCUCCUUUGAGUCUUCUAGUUUGUUGCCUACCUGUGUAUCACUUCAGUGACUUGACUGAGCGGGCUUGCAGGCCAGAAGAAACAAUGCAUCUGAUGAACAAACGGGCACAGAACCUAAUGCAAACCGCUCCACCUCAUCCUCCGUCAUGGGAGAUGUACCCGUACAUGAAGAAUAACCAAGACGUGUACAGCUCGUUUCUUGGGAUGAUGAACUCUAGCCUCUUUCGGGGCUGUGCUCUCGCUGUGUUUUCUGAUUAGCUUGUCACUUCUCACAGCUGUAGCUGUCAUCCACGGGCCAUUAGUGUGGCUUUUGUACAGAGCCAAAGCUCAUCUUCAACUGAUUCUAGUGAAUGUGCCAUUUCAUGUAUAAUCAAUUCAGCUGUUUGCUUUUAAACCCAGAAGGACUUAAUUCCCUUCUAAGCCUAUAUAUCAGCUUAAGUCUAUUGUUGUUCAGUCCAAUUUUAAAGCAUAAAAUUGUCUCACUUUAAUUCUGUGCAACUAAACCUGUCCCUUGAAGUAUAAUCCAGCAAAGUAAACGGCCAAAUAUUCUAUAUUAAAGGAAUGCUCACUUCAUUCUUGUUCUUUGGCUUUUUGCUAAGAUAGCUCAGGGUCUGAUAAACAGACCUCUUGUU
This is a messenger RNA of Hypanus sabinus (Atlantic stingray), 2463 nucleotides long. Its product is annotated as transmembrane protein 198-like. Gene Ontology annotation, cellular component: plasma membrane. Lineage: Eukaryota; Metazoa; Chordata; Chondrichthyes; Myliobatiformes; Dasyatidae. The coding region runs from base 617 to 1642 and encodes 341 amino acids. The record is from RefSeq and is a predicted model, not a curated record. The transcript has 7 exons.